Molecule: messenger RNA, 2688 nt
Organism: Cuscuta campestris
Lineage: Eukaryota; Viridiplantae; Streptophyta; Magnoliopsida; Solanales; Convolvulaceae
Source: the annotation of a GenBank genome assembly
AAGCGCCACGUCUCUUUGUAAUCGUGCCUUUUCAUUGAGUCGGGUCGGGUCCCCUUAACGUAUAAAAUUGAGAAUUUUCCCAAUCUUCUCCACUUUUGCCAUUUUUGCGCCGAAGCUUUGCCAUUGAUUUCGCUCACCGUCUCCGUUAACUUCGCCGUCGUCGCCGCAGCCCUACCUGAAGGUUAGUUCACUCUUCCCCGUUCUCAUGACGUCUUCUGAUUCCAAUCCUUCCACCCCCGCUGUCGACCCAACGGCGGUUUGUUUUGAGGAAAUGUACCGUCAAAAUCCCUCCCUCCGCCCCGACGGCUUGAUGGGAGGAAUUGAUCAUUCUAUGGUUCUUAGUGCGGUGCCUCUCCGUACAUCCGUCACCGUGGCAUCGUCGUCUCAGGCGUCGCCCUUGAAAAAGAGGAAGAAGAUACCGAAAGUUGUCCAGGGGAAGAAUCUGAAAUCCCUACCCGUUACCGUGCUGGAAACGGGUCCGAUUACAAAUACGGGUUGUCUUCUGUUGGAUGUUGACUUUGACGAGGCUCUCCGCUUCGUAGGAGACGGUUACGUGGUGCGCCGACCGCAUACCACCAACCAUGUCUUCUCGGUGACCUGUCCCGACGCCGAGGUCGGGGUGCACGUGGCGUCCAUGCGCUACGGCCUUCGCUUCCCUCCUCACGAUUUGAUAGUCCAAUUUCUGAAUUUCUACCGUCUUCUGCCGGGUCAGCUCAGUCCCCACUCCUACUAUUUUUUUUCAAUCUUCCUGAUUACAUGUCACCAGAGGGGAGUCCCCUGGUAUCUGGAUUUGUUCCAUUACAUGUUCAAGGUUUCCAAAGUGGGGGCCCAUGAAGGGAAUUCGUAUGCUGUCAUUUCUUCCCAGGCCGACUGUGGUAUGGCCGUCUUCCCCUCAUCCUUGAAACUUUGGAAAGCCAAGUUUGUCUUCAUUUCUGGCUUUCCUGGGGACCGGCACCCUUUCCAAGCCAGGUUCCCCGACUGUCACGCGUUUAUCCGUCAUCCUCGUCCUGAGGCCACUCCCGAGCUUCUGGCACACGCGCAAAAACUGUUGGAGGAUUGCCGUCCUAAACCACCCCAUGUGUACAAGGUGUGUACGGAGCAGAAUUUAGCGGAGGUGGGGAUCCUUAUUUCCUUCGAGCGUCAGUUUGAGCUAUCCGAAGCCGUGCUUGGGAGUCAUCCGAAGUAUGGGCUUGAGGAGAGCGCCUCGAGGUCGGAAGAUCUAGAAUCGGAGGACAACGGAGAGGAAGAUGACGGGGAGGCCGAAACCGACGAAGAAUCAGGGCAGCCAUCCUACUCCGAGGGGGUUUCUGGUAUGGAGCCUUCUGGAGAUAUGAAUCUGGUGGAUGUUAUCCGCAAGGCCAAGCUGUUGGCCCGCAAUCGCAGUAGAGGAGAAGGGGUCCAACAAAAACCACCGUCCGAGGAUGCAACUGGAUCUGCUGCUUCCAUCCCGAACUUGGAGACGGUUCCGACCACGAACCUCAGAAAGAGGAAAGUUAUCCAAGUCGAGGAUGAAGAUACCGCGUCCGAGCCGGAUACUGUUCCGAGCCAAGGUCCGUUGAGCAAACAUCCGACUGGUCCUCAGGAUGGGAAGCGUCCCACUUCCUUUGACAAGGUUGAUGGGGAUGUAAAUGCCGAGGCCGAGGCCGCAUCCCUGUCCGCGUUGUUGAAGGACGAGGACGAGAUCCUCUCGUCCUUGCAAGGGCUGGUGGAUGGAUUCCACAAAAAGGUAUCGGCGAAACUGAGCUUGAUCAGCAAACGCCGAGCGGGGGCUGAAAUCUCCUCAGGCGUGGAUUUCUUGGCCUCGGUGGAGACGGAGUUGUCUCGCUUAAGGAAAUUGGCGCAAACCGAGCAUGAACAGGCUGUUGAGCUUGAAAUGCAAGCCGUGGCAAAGUCCGAGGAAGUGGUCCGGCUACAGGGCCUUCUGAAAGAGUCCGAGGAAUCGGCCUCCCAAUUGACGGCUUCGAUGGCCGAGCUUGAGGGGCGGUUGCGCCAAUCCGAGGGCCGAAUUUCAGAGCUGGACGUUGAGUUGGCCGAGGCUGUCUCCUCGCAGCGAUCUAUGGAAGCUGAGCGGGAUCAGUCUUUUUCCGAGAGGGAACAAGCUGUUGCCGAGAAGGAGCGUGCCAUCUCUAACUUCCUCCAGUCCCCAUCCUUCAAAGAAGCCUGCCUCGAGAGGAUGGCUGCCUAUUACGAAGAUUGGCUUGGGACCGAGGCCGGUACUGAAAAGAUGGGGGUGGAAGGGACGAAGUGGGAGAUCGGUCCUCUGCCUUCCAAGCAGAAGACCAUCCGCCGCCUUCCUCCUCCUCCGCCGGAGGAUGCCGAAUCUCGUAUAAGCUCAUGGUGGUAUCGUGCAAAGAAGCUGGAAAAGCGGAUUAAACGUCUCCGAAGACUCGUGAGUUAUCUUCACGGAGUUCCUCAACAGGCAGCGUCUCCGGUUGAGCCCGCUCAGCCGGUUGCUGAUGCCAACCCCACGGGUGAUAAUCACCCGGAAGAGUCUGUUGGCUCUUCCUAGAUAUCUCUUCCAUGCCCCUUCUCUGCAUACUUGCCGAUGGAGGUUUGCAGAAUCGGGGGGGCCAUCCACGUCCUUCGGCGCCCGCCCUUUAUUCGUCUAGAAGUCAAUGGGGCCUUAGGACGGGGUGCAUCUACCUACCAAUGGACUUUCGGACCAGGCAAAAAAGGAGAUCCAUUGGG